UUACUGGCCCGCAAUGGGGCCACUUUGUGCGAUGCCACCACUGCUGCUCCUGCUGCUCCUGGAGCUGCUGCAUGAGGCUGGGCAGGGCCCCCCUGUGCCCUCCACCCCCCGGCUCUGGGCUCAGCCGUGGGGGUCUCUGUCCCCUCUGGGCUGGCAGGUUCCAUCCCAGAUCACGAUCCCACAGCGGCUGCCGGCAAACGUGACCGGAGUGACGCGGCUGCAGCAGGACACAGUGUCCUACGUCCUGAGGAUCGAGGGGAGGCCCUACACCAUCCACCUGCAGCAGCAUGCCUUUUUAUCUGAUGAUUUCCAGAUUUAUGUGUCGGACGAGGAGGGCUCUUUGCCCCCUGAUUCAGCCCAGAUGGAGGGAGGCUGCCACUACUGGGGGUACAUCGAUGGCUUCCCCAGCUCGGCAGUGACCCUCAGCACCUGCUCGGGGCUCAGGGGUUUGCUGCAGUUUGAGAACGUCAGCUACGGGAUCGAGCCCCUGGACGAUUCCCCCGAGUUUGAGCACCUCGUGUAUCGAGUGAGCGAGGAGGACACGGCAGGUUCCUUCCUGGCCCACAGCCCCCCCGGGAGAGGGCUGGGUGGGCUGGUAGCAGAGGAGACCUCGGCCAAGGCCCACGGGGAUGAUGAGCUCCUCUGGGCCGCAGCACGAUCUCCCAAAUACCUCACAGUGUACGUGGUUUUGGACAGCGCUUUGUACAACUACAUGGGGUCAGACCCAAAUGCUGUCACACAGAAGAUAAUCCAGGCUUUCAAUUUAGUCAACAAUAUGUUUAGUCCCCUUAACGUCACCAUUGUGCUGUCCUCCCUGGAGCUGUGGGCAGAGGGAGAUAAAAUACCGACAGCGGGGGACACAGAUGACCUUCUGCAGCGAUUUUUACAGUGGAAACAGUUGACCCUGGCAUUGCAGGCACAUGAUAUCGCUUUUCUCUUAGGGUACAGGGACCAAGGAGCGCCCGUGGGCACAGCGGCUCUGGGAAAGGCCUGUCAGAGAGAUGCUGCUGCUGCAGUGGCCCUGUACCACGGGAAGGCGACGCUGGAGUCCUUCUCCGUCCUGCUGGCACAGGUGCUGGGCCGCAGCCUGGGCGUGAGCUCCGACAGCCCCCGAGCCUGCGGCUGCGCCGGGCGCGGCUGCAUCAUGAGCCCCGCGGCGCUCCAUUUCAGUGGGGCAAAAGCCUUUAGCAACUGCAGCGUCAGGGACUUUGAGACCUUCCUGAAGCAGGGCAGAGGCGUGUGCCUCUUCAACAGACCCCGCCUGAGGCCCCUGUCCCCCCGGAGCGGGGCCUUCUGUGGCAAUGGUGUGGUGGAGCCGGGCGAGCAGUGCGACUGCGGGGCACCCCAGCAAUGCCUGCAUGACAAGUGCUGCACUUGGAGAUGUCAGCUUAUGCCGAAAGCGAGAUGUGCCUCUGGAUCAUGUUGUAAAAAUUGUCAGUUCAGGAAGAAGAACUCGCUGUGCCGCCCCACCUCGGACUCCCAGUGUGACCUGCCCGAGUUCUGCAGCGGCUCCUCGGGGUCCUGCCCGCCCGACGUGUACGUGCAGGACGGGCACAGCUGCGAGCGCGGCACCGGCUACUGCUACCAGGGACGCUGCCAGUCCUUGGACCUGCAGUGCCAGCGGCUCUAUGGGAAAGAUUCAAAGAGUGCUCCUGUGGCCUGUUAUGAGGAGAUCAACAGCCAGCGGGACAGGUUUGGGCACUGCGGGUUCAAGAGAGGACGUGGGUACCAAGGCUGUUCUUGGAGGAAUCUCAGGUGUGGGAAGUUGGUCUGCACGUACCCGUCCAGCAACCCCUUCCGAUCAACUGCUGCCGCCGUGAUUUACGCCCGAGUGAGGAAGCAUUUGUGUGUCUCUAUGAAUUAUCUGAAUGCAUCAGCAUUGCUGGAUCCACUUCUGGUCCCACCAGGGACAAAAUGUGGCUCUGAAAGGGUGUGUAUAAACACGUGUCACCCACGCUCGGUGCUGGGGUUCAGGUGUGACAGCCAGGUGAUGUGCCACGGCCACGGCGUGUGCAAUAACAAGGGCAAUUGUCACUGCUACCCGGGCUGGAGACCCCCCAGCUGCCAGAGGAGGGGCUCUGGGGGGAGCGUGGACAGUGGCUUCCAGCUGAUGGAGGGAGGCCUGCCCCUGCAGAGAGCACUGGAGCAUGGGCAGCUGGCCUGGCUGGUGCUGGGCUCCAGCCUUGUCCUGCUCAUCCUUGCCUUGGCCAUCGUCCUCGUCCUCAUCCUGUGGCAGCAGGAGGUGCUGGGCUGGUGCCAUGGGCAGCAACCGCAGGGCACAGAGGGGUCUCCCCACAGCACCAACCAGGACAUGGACAGGGAGCUGGAGCCAGACCCGGAGCUGAACCUGGAGCCAGAUGCAGAGCUGGACCCAGAGCUGCAGACAGACCUGGAGCUGGACCCAGAGCUGCAGACAGACCUGGAGCUGGACCCAGAGCUGCAGAGAGACCUGGAGCUGGACCCAGAGCUGAAGGCAGACCUGGAGCUGGACCCGGAGCUGAAGGCAGACCUGGAGCUGGACCCGGAGCUGAAGGCAGACCUGGAGCUGGACCCGGAGCUGAAGGCAGACGUGGGCCCAGCACUGGAGCUGGAGCAGCACCACGGGUACAUUCCUGCUGCAGGACAGGCGGCGCUGGCUCAGCACAUCCUGCCAGGGCAGCCAGGCCACAGCACACCCCGAGCCCACGGCCAGCGCCCGGCGAUGGAGGCUGAUGAUGGCACCGAGGAGCCCCCGCUGCCCCUGGCACUGAGCAGGUUCCAGGUCUCCGAGGAGUUCGGCUUCCUGCUUCCCGAUCCGCUGACAGAACUGCCAGAGCCCUACAGCCCCUGGAUGGAGGUUGCCCAUGAGCUGCCCCAGCUGAUCGCCAGCCACCGGCUCCGCUCCCGCGUUCACCAGAUGCCGCAGCUGAGCGCCCUGCACCUCCGAGGACGUGAGGAGCUGCACUUGGCACACCUGGUGCUCAGCUUCAUCACCAUGGGCUACGUCUGGCAGGAGGGCGAGGAGGGCACCGUGCAGGUCCUGCCCCGAAACCUCGCCGUCCCCUACUGGGAGGUCUCCGAGGCCCUGGGCCUCCCGCCCAUCCUCAGCCACGCAGACUUUGUGUUGGCCAACUGGAGGAGGAAGGACCCCAACGGGAACCUGGACCCCAUCAUCACCCUGCCCGGGGGAGAGAGCCUGCGGGGCUUCGUCCUCGUCACCCUCCUGGUUGAGAAGGCGGCUGUGCCUGGCAUCAAGGCAAUCGUCAGGGCCCUUCAUGCCAUCCUGCAGCACGAUGAGGAGACCCUGCAGGGAGCCCUGGAGGAGCUGGCAGGGGCCAUCGAGGCCAUGAGGGAGGCACUGAGGCGGAUGCACAACCACGUGGAUCCCGCAGUGUUCUACGCUGUGAUCCGCAUCUUUCUCUCUGGCUGGAAGGACAAUCCCGCCAUGCCGGCCGGGCUGGUCUAUGAGGGGGUGUCCGAGGAGCCCCUGGCGUUCUCGGGGGGCAGCGCGGCUCAGAGCACGGUCCUGCACGCCUUCGACGAGCUGCUGGGGAUCCGCCACAGCCAGGACACCGCCGCCUUCCUGCACAGGAUGAGGAACUACAUGCCCCCGCCCCACAGAGCCUUCGUGGAGGAGAUCCAGCGUGGCCCGUCCCUGAAGCAGCACGUGCUCUCCUGCAGGGACAGGCGGCUCCGCGGGGCCUUCAACCGCUGCGUGUCAGCGCUGGCAGAGUUCAGGUCCUACCACAUCACCGUGGUCACCAAGUACGUGGCCGUGGCGGCGGCCAAAGCCAGGGCCGGGCGGGCAGAGCCGGGCGCCAGGGCUGGCCCUGCCCUGGGGAAGGCCCCGUCUGCGCUGGAGGCCAAAGGUACCGGCGGGCCGGCAGGGCACUGCCCAUGGUGGGUGCAGGAGGCCGGGCGGCUCCGCUGUCCCGUCUGCAGCACAGGAGCCAAGGUCCAAAACCUCCCCUCGGCAGCAUCACUCCCACCUGUGCGUGUCUGGGACACGAGGAACGUGCUCGGGGCUGCCGAGGGAGGACAGUGCUGCUGCUUCCCCCCCCCCAGAAGGCACACAGUGAGCUCAGCAUCCCCCCACGGCCUGGAGACGGGCACAGUGUCCUCCCGUGGCACUGGCAUCAGCACAUCAUCCCAAGGCACCAGGGCGGCUGCAGCGUCCUCCCACGGCACCGGGAAGAGCUCUGUCCCUGCCAGCCCCGCCUGCCGCCCGCAGCACCCCGGGGGUCGGGGCUGCUGGACACGGGGGGGUUACACGGACGAAUAAAGCAGCGAAUCCCGAUCCAG
Molecule: messenger RNA, 4281 nt
Organism: Lepidothrix coronata (blue-crowned manakin)
Lineage: Eukaryota; Metazoa; Chordata; Aves; Passeriformes; Pipridae
Exons: 29
Coding region: 14-4261 (1415 amino acids)
Biological process (GO): proteolysis; binding of sperm to zona pellucida; cell adhesion
Cellular component (GO): plasma membrane
Molecular function (GO): metalloendopeptidase activity; heme binding; metal ion binding
Source: RefSeq, a predicted model, not a curated record